Messenger RNA from Ictalurus furcatus (blue catfish), 2953 nucleotides. Its product is annotated as ecto-ADP-ribosyltransferase 5-like. The coding region runs from base 79 to 975 and encodes 298 amino acids. NCBI's taxonomy places the organism in Eukaryota, Metazoa, Chordata, Actinopteri, Siluriformes, Ictaluridae. The record is from RefSeq and is a predicted model, not a curated record. The transcript is spliced from 4 exons. Gene Ontology annotation, molecular function: NAD+-protein-arginine ADP-ribosyltransferase activity; NAD+ poly-ADP-ribosyltransferase activity.
GGGAACACACACACACACACACACACACACACCCACACACCCCAUACUGAGCACAGCAGUCUUGACUUCAUUAACUGCAUGAACAUGGCGAGAGGACGGACAGUGAGAGUGGAAUGUGAGGGAGUGAGUGUGAUUCUGAUGAUGCUCCUCGCUGCUCUCCACCACACGGUGAAAGCGGAGGUGAGGAAGUUGGACAUGGCUCCUGAUGCAGUAGACGACGAUUUCUCGCAGUGUCGAGAGAAAAUGCUGAAGGCUGUUACUGAACCAGGCGGCCUGCUGCAGAAGGAGCUCAAGGCUAAUAAAGAGUUUGAGGAGCUGUGGAGUAAACACAGUGGAGAGUGCAAGAAGAACAUUCCUGGUGGAACAUCUUAUCACAUCGAUGCUCUACAGGCGUAUGGAAAUUCUAGGACUAAAUUUAGAAAAACUUUCAACAGUUUGGUUUAUAGCAAAGGCAGCAACAGCACGACCUACAGAGACGAAUUUCCCUUCAAGUCUCUUCACUUCCUCCUAACAGACUUCCUGCGUCUGCUGAAGCGUACAAACACCAGUACGACCGUGUACUACGCCACCAGUAACACCUACACAGCAGAUACGGGGACCGAGGUCCGAUUCGGAAAGUUCAUCAGAGCCGGAACCUCUCAGAGCACUGAAAUUGAAGCGCUGUACGAUGGAGGCACCGUGUUUAUCAUCAGUUCCUGUUCUGUGGUUAAUGUUGAAGAGAACAUGUGUAAAUCUGAGGAACUCCAGGCUCUUAUUUCUCCAGCCGAGGUCUUCACAGUGCAGAACGUUAGAGAUGUUAGCACUGAUGAUGCCACAUAUAAAGAAAUCACUUUAACACACUCGCGCUUUCUCAGCAAUCAUACCUGCUCUUUCUUCCACAGGAACGCCGCGGAUGCCGAAUCCUCCACCUCUCUGACUUUUACACUUCUGGCGCUGACGGCCUCCUUGCUGAGUCACUUUACACUGAUGGAGUGACUCACGUGUUCAUCGACACGUUUAUAUCAAUUUAUUACAACAUUUUUAGUAGAGUUCUUUUCUCAUGACAUGUUUCAGUUCUCCUUUUAAUUUGAUCCAUGAUCAGAAGUACCGGGAGCAUUCUCGGGUAAUGACAGACAAAUAAAAAUCAGAUUACAGAAGUGUAAGAUAAUAAGGACCUCAUGUUUUAUUAUUAACACAGAAGUCCUGAGUCGUAGUGAUAACUCAAACGAACUGGUUCAGAUGUUAGAGCAGGGACACAAGAGGUGACGAAUCUCGAAAGGUCUCGAUGCCGGUGUGUCACAGAUUUGGAAAACACUGUUGCCCUGAUGAGUUUAAUACGACUUCAUGAUUACUGGUUUCUUUGACGUGAGUAGACAGGAAAUGUGAGAGAGAAGAAGGAAAGAGGGAAGUAACUGGUGAAGAGUUAUUUGAGUUUGCAUUUAAGGAACCUUAAAACUUUGUACCGCAUAUAAGUUUAUAUAAUAAGUUGAAUAAUAAGUUUCACACACCAGCAGCUCCAGAAAGAAAUGAGUAAAUUAGCUAAAACAGUGACAGGAUCAUUGAAUCAGUGAGUUGAACUCGAGAAUCAAAUCGGUUUGAUUCGUGAGUGAAUCAUUCAGACUGGUUUUAACAACGGGAUUCUCCAAUUCAUUGAAAUGAACCGACUCAAACAAACGAUUCACUCACGAAUCGGGCCUCAUUACAACACUUCUCUCAUAUACUCACUCCAGACAUUUAAAGCACAUUUUUAUGAUUACAUUAAAUUUCGAUCGAUUCCUCACAGAAAGCUGCUGCAAGGCUUCAGAAAGCUGAAUAUAUACAACACUGGACUAGUUUUAUUGUCUCUCAGUGCUGUUCCUUCCUUUUUGAAGCUCAAUGCUCCAUUACUAGUGCUCGAUUGUAAAGAAAAACAGACAUUCUUGGAAAUAUCGUGUUCAAACUUCCAAUGAUAAACAUCGGGGGGGAAACUGAUAGAAUUUAUAUUUGAUGUUAAUUAUAACAGCUUCAUAUGGACUAGCUUCAGAAUCAUAGCACAGAACAGAGAACAUAAAUCACCUUCUUUUCUGAGAAAGUGGGUGACUAGCUGUCUACCCCGUCUUCGCUCUCCUCUUUUUCAUGGUUUUCUUUCUUCUUUUGGAAUCCUGGUUUUGUCUGCUCAUCUCUUUCCAUCUACCUGCUGCAGGUAAAGAAUCACAGGUAAAGGUGAAGUGCCGCGUUUCUGAAUAAUCCACACACACACACACGGCACAGUCUGAGGACAGUCAUUAUAGUCUGCUUCUUAAUAGAUUAUUGUGCAAAGAGGCCAUUUAAACACCAAAAUCAUACAGGAAAGUAUUGGGUUCUGCUGAGCCCACUGUCUGACCAGUACCCUCAGAAUUGUCCUAACCCCCCUUACAGCUCCCCUGUUGUGUGUUUGGUGGUUUGUAAAGAACUGGCAUCACAUCCUGGGUGUAUUUCCACCUGGUGCCCAGUGUUCCAGGGAUAGACUUACUGAAAAUAAACAAAUGACUGAAAUGUGCUGAGUGAAGACCUAUCGGGAUUUUUGGUAUCUAGCAGGUUUAAUUGAACAAAACCUGAUUGCUAAAGACUCAAAAUUUAAACAAAUACAGUCCUAAAAGUAGAUAAAGAGAAUCCAAUUAAACAAAUGAGACAAAAAUAUUACACUUGCUCAUUGAUUUUCCUCAAUAAACAAAUGACCAUCAACAACUCUUUUCCUGAGGUCCUCAGAAAUCUCCUUUGUUCAUGCCAUGAUACACUUCCACAAACAGAGUGUUGUGAAGAUCAUACUCUGAUAGAUCCCUGAUCUUUAAAUAAAACAGAGCACUCACUCAAACACACCUGAUCAUCAUCCCACUGACUGAAAACACCUGACUCUAAUUUCACCUUCAGAUUAACUGCUAAUCCUAGAGGUGCACAUACUUUUGCCGCUCACAGAUCUGUAAUACUGGAACAUUUUCCUCAAUAAAUAAAUGAG